AUGACAAUCUACAGCGUCUUACGACAUAUCGUCAGAAACGAUGCAAUACGUGUCGAUCCUCCUGAAGUGUACAACUGGCGUGUUCUAGCACUUACUGCCUCGGCAUGCUUUGCAGGCACAAUGUUUGGAAUGGACGCGGGGAUUAUCGGUGGAGUCCUAGCGAUGCCCGGCUUUAAGAAGGAAUUUGGACUUGACGCCCUCUCCGCUAGCGCCGCCGCCAACCUUUCCGGCAACCUCGUCACUACUAUGCAAGCAGGAGCAAUUGCUGGUGCAUUGGUAUCUAGUCCACUGGCAGAGAAAAAAGGGAGAAAGCCAGCGCUGCUUGCAGUCGCUGUUACUGGUAUCGUCGGCGGAAUUAUGCAAGCACUAUCGUUUGGACAUUUACCCGUGUUUUACAUUGGUCGCUUUAUCGAGGGUCUUGGACUUGGUGCAGGAACUAUGCUUGCCCCGACAUACGUCUCAGAGAUCUCGCCUCGCGCUAUCAGAGGUUUCCUCGUUGGCUUCUUCCAGCUAUUACUGGAUACGGGUGGCAUGAUUGCUUACUUCGUCAAUUAUGGUUCACUGCUACAUUUCAAGGGCAAAGCUACAUGGAUGGUGCCACUAAUGCUGCAGUCGCUCGCUCCAGCGCUGCUUCUCACUACAAUGCUCAUGUGCCCAGAGUCACCGCGCUGGCUUGCCUCUCAAGACAACUGGGAGAAGGCAGCAAGCGUCUUGUCUAAUGUGCGACGCCUUCCACCCCAACAUUCAUAUGUUGAACAAGAGCUGCUCGAAUUGAGAGUACAACUGGAGAACGAGAAUCGCAUUAGGGGUAAUACAGGCUUCUGGGCAAUGCAAAAGGAAUGCUGGACACAGUCAGCUAACAGGAAACGUGCUCUCUUAACCAUCGUCAUCCUUGUUUUCAAUCAAUGGUCAGGUACAGGAGCUAUCAACUACUACGCGCCAACCAUCUUUAAGAGCUUGGGAUUGUCCGCAACCACUACUGCUCUCUUCGCGCAAGGCGUUUACGGGAUAGUCAAAACUGUUGCAGCGUUAAUAUUCGCCUUCUUCCUUGCUGAUUCUCUGGGUCGUCGAAUUUCCUUUAUGUGGAGUGGAGCUGUGCAAGCAUUCUGCAUGCUCUACGUUGGAUUCUAUGUUCGAUAUGGGCCCCAUGUGACCGCCGAUCAAACUCCGCCGCCGGCUGGGAUAGCCGCUUUAGCCAUGAUAUAUAUCUUUGCGGCGGCCUUCAACUCAGGCUGGGGUCCUGUAGCUUGGGUUUACGUGUCGGAGAUUCCGAGCAACCGACUCCGGGCGUAUAAUGUUGCAUUGGCAUCAUUCACUCACUGGGUCAACAAUCUUGCUGUUUCUAAGGCCACCCCGGUGAUGCUUCUUUCGACUCCAUACAAGGCUUAUUUCAUCUUUGGCACGAUCAACGUUGUCAUGGCAGUCGCGGCAUUUUGGGUACCUGAAACCAAAGGGAUAUCUCUCGAGCGUAUGGACGAACUGUUUGGUGUUAUGGAUAUGUCAAAUAUUGAAGAUGUCGGUAUUGCAGCACGGCAAGAAAGUAAGGUUGAAGGGACGCUAGAAUUGCAUGAAAACGUGCAGACAAGUAAGGUUUGA
Messenger RNA from Exophiala oligosperma, 1596 nucleotides. RefSeq lists its product as uncharacterized. The transcript is spliced from 8 exons. NCBI's taxonomy places the organism in Eukaryota, Fungi, Ascomycota, Eurotiomycetes, Chaetothyriales, Herpotrichiellaceae. Gene Ontology annotation, cellular component: membrane. The record is from RefSeq and is a predicted model, not a curated record. Gene Ontology annotation, molecular function: carbohydrate:proton symporter activity. Gene Ontology annotation, biological process: carbohydrate transport; transmembrane transport. The coding region runs from base 1 to 1596 and encodes 531 amino acids.